Messenger RNA from Eleginops maclovinus (Patagonian blennie), 3443 nucleotides. Its product is annotated as SPRY domain-containing protein 3-like. The transcript is spliced from 11 exons. Lineage: Eukaryota; Metazoa; Chordata; Actinopteri; Perciformes; Eleginopidae. Gene Ontology annotation, molecular function: protein binding. The coding region runs from base 134 to 1381 and encodes 415 amino acids. The record is from RefSeq and is a predicted model, not a curated record.
AUUGGUUGAGAGGGCGGGACUUCCGACGGCGCAGGUUGGACAAAAAGUGACAGACUUCACCUCCUUAAAAUUGGAAGAAAAACCGAAGGACGACGCAUUACAAGUUAUAAAACAUUUGUAAUGAUUUUCAGACAUGGACGACAUAAACCUUCAUUAUCGCUUUCUGAACUGGAGGAGGCGAAUUCGAGAAAUUCGUGAAGUGCGAGCGGUGCGUUACCGGGAGCGACUCAAAAGGAUGCUGAGAGACGGAGACAUACUCAGGUAUCAUGGGAAUUCAGAUGAAGUAGGAUGCUUUGUGGCGGCCAGGCCAUUGUCCAGAAGAAAUCGCUAUUUUGAAGUAACCAUCAUCGACACAGGAGUGAGGGGAAUGAUUGCAGUCGGCUUGGUGCCUCAGCUCUACAAACUGGACCAUCAGCCGGGCUGGCUCCCACAGUCUGUGGCGUUUCAUGCUGAUGACGGCAAAUUGUACAAUGGCAACACUGUAGGACAGCAGUUUGGUCCAAAAUGCUGCAGAGGAGACAGAAUCGGCUGUGGCGUGUCUCUGGACUCUGAGGAUGGACAGCUCACUGUGUUUUUUACCAAGAAUGGCAAAGAAGUUGGCAGUGUGGAAAUCCCAGCCUCUCCUGAGGCUUUUUACCCCGCCGUGGGAAUGCACUCUUUGGGGGAAGAAGUUCUGCUGGACCUGAACGCUGAAUGGGGGAUGGAGGAGGACGAUGGACAGAUGAUUGUGGAUAGUCAUGAAGAGGACUGGAGCCGUCUCCAUGACGUCAAGGUGACCGGCACGCUGCUGGAGUACGUGGGUAAAGGGAAAAGCAUCGUGGACGUGGGCUUGGCUCAGGCCCGCCGGCCCCUCAACACACGCUUCCACUACUACGAGCUGGAGAUCACAGAUCCUGGAGAGAAGUGUUACAUCGCCCUGGGGCUGGCACGCAGGGACUACCCCAAAAACAGACAUCCAGGCUGGAGCAGAGGGUCUAUAGCCUAUCAUGCAGAUGAUGGAAAGUUGUUCCAGGGCAGCGGGGUCGGGGAUGCGUUUGGGCCGCGCUGCUUUGAAGGGGACAUUAUGGGAUGUGGAAUCAUGUUUCCACGCGACUACAGCCUGGAUGCAGGAGAUGACGUAGAUGAUUGGGACUUUGACGUUAUUCCCAAACCCAGUGCAGUUCAGAAUGAUCUGUAUGCAAACAAUGAAGAAGAGGAGGAGGAGGAGGAGGAGGAGGGAGAAGAUUUGGAGGGGAGGAAGGUCACGGUGUUCUUCACUAGAAAUGGAAAGGUGGUGGGCCGGAGGGACGUGGCCUUACCUGUAGGAGGCUUGUACCCCACUAUAGGCAUGAUGAGCACUGGGGAGAAGGUCAAGGUGGACCUGCACCCCCUCAGUGGCUGAGUGGAGUGGAGAAAAAAACUGCAGAGAAAUCAGAGCAUGGACGAAUAAUAGAGCUCUGGUGCAUUUUUGGAGAUCAGAUACUAAAUCAUACCUCCGCAUCAAAAUGCUCCAAGAUGUUACUUGAAGAGUCACUCCAGUGUAGAGGUGACUGACUCAUGCUGUAAGAAUGAUCAGAAUCAUGUAUGUUAAUUAUACACGCGUGCCUCAAAGUGCUUUAUAAUGAUUGUCUUUCAGAAAACCCAGAGGUUAACAUUGGGAAAACUUUUCUCAUCCCUUUGAGUAAAGUUCAUAAAAUGCCAUAGAAAGGGUCACACCAGAAUAAUGAAUCCAAUCAGAGCAAAUGCCAGCCAGCUAGUGUACCCGCUUAUCAGCAAUAGAUAUGUGACAGGCUGCAGACACACUGUGCUCAUCACCGGAGGGCUGCUGUACUUCUUAUCAACGGUGUGUUACUGCCACUCAGUGGUGAGAGUGAUAAAUGAAAAAUAAUGCUUAGAAAGUCUUCCAAACAAAAGAAGUAGGGCACUGAAUGAACAGUGACUUUACUUUAAAUUAGCUGCUUUUCAAGUGUGAGUGCAUAUCCUGACUCAUUAUGGCAUGUUUUGUGCACGCCACCUGCAAUAGGAAUAAUGGGAUGAUUAAAUGUCAGAACAAGUUGUUGAAGCUAAAUCCAAAACUGUUCAAUUGUUGUGUUGGGGGAAGUAGUUUGAAAAGCUGAAUUCCAAAUUAGGACUGUUUUAAUAUCAUGACUUGCUUUUGUCCUGUUUUAAUAUGGGAUUCUAACCAAAGUGUACACGAUGUUAUGUGAUUGAAAUCAUGUGCUGGUCAUAAUCACUCCAAAGUCUUUGGGAGGAACAUUUGUGUCUAAAAGAUGCAAACAUUUAACCAAAAUUCGUUUUUUUCUGUUCAUGUGUCUCACAGUUUGCCUUAAACUCCAGCCCAAGAUAAAAACUGAUCUCUAUAUGUAAUUUAACAUAGUAAUGACAUCUCAUACAAUUAACCCUCAUCAUUAGGGUUUGGGGGAAUUAGAAACUCUUAAAUUGUCUCAAUCUGGAAAAACCGUGAAGACAAUUAAACUCUCACAACAAGAAUAACUAAGGACUAAUCUUGGUAUAAGAGUACAUUACAAAACAUUUGAAUGUUGAAAAUGAAGCCAUACUGUAUAUCAUAUUUGCUGCUCAGGUAUAUUUGAAAAUCCAAAUUUUUAAUACCUUGUCUUUUCUGGUUAUUUUUGUGAUUUUACUGUAUGUUCAAAUCAACCAUUGUAUUUUCUUUUUUUGGGUAACAAACCUAUUUUACUUAUAAAUCUUAUCUUUUUGACAUUGAAGACUGUUAAAGGAGAACUUGGGGUCCCCCUCCCCAACUCCAAGUAAAUGCUAAAUGCUCCUAUUGUUUUGUUUUCUUGACACAACAUUUUGCACACCUACUUUCACAAAAAUAGUAAUGAUUCAAAAUGAGCUGCUUCUCUUAUCAAUACACACUUUGAUUUAAGUGCUUCUUUAGGCCUAAAAGCCUUACUGCUUUUAAGGGUCUGACCUAAUGAGCGAAGUGCCUGUGUGACCCUUGUUUAAUAUUCCAUGUGAGUGCUGGAAAUGUCAUAUUAUGGGAUGCAUGUUGCGUGAAUCAGGAAAAAUUGCAUCCAUGAAGUAUCUUCCUGAUCAGCAAAACAAUUUAAAGGCUGUUGCUCAUGUGUUGCUCAACUGCUGCUAAGUGUGUGCCGAGGGAAACGCUCUGCACAUCAUUAUAUCAGCCUGUACUGUAGCCGGGUGUCCUCGUGUCUGUUAUCCACACUCACUGUCAUCGUCCACAUUUGUGUUCGUGAUCAUCUUAGAUCAUGGGACCUAAUGAUGGUCUGCUGCUGUUGACCACAUCCACUCACAUUUAAUAUUUAGCCCCAUUUUAUCUUUUAUUAAUCAUGAAUGAAGUUUAAUAUCAGUCUCUCUCAGUCCAGCCCUUGUGUAAAUCCUGAAAUGUUUUUUUUUAAUUUCGUCUUUUCUCUUUUCACCUAAAACAAUCAGGUAAACAUGCCAAAAAUCAUUUUAAAUAAAAGGAUAUUUACACCCUG